Messenger RNA from Exserohilum turcica Et28A, 447 nucleotides. RefSeq lists its product as uncharacterized. Gene Ontology annotation, molecular function: D-arabinose 1-dehydrogenase [NAD(P)+] activity. NCBI's taxonomy places the organism in Eukaryota, Fungi, Ascomycota, Dothideomycetes, Pleosporales, Pleosporaceae. Gene Ontology annotation, biological process: dehydro-D-arabinono-1,4-lactone biosynthetic process. The record is from RefSeq and is a predicted model, not a curated record. The coding region runs from base 1 to 447 and encodes 148 amino acids. The transcript has a single exon. Gene Ontology annotation, cellular component: cytosol.
AUGGCGACUACACCCGUCGAGCACCCCACGACAACCAGCGCGCUUCCCACGCAGCAAAAGCCCCUCCCGUAUGCCUUUGCCAACGGCCAGCGCACGCCGCUGUCGUCGCUUCUGCCGCCCCUCGUCUUCGGCACCGCCACCUUCAACAACCUCUACAACAAAGAUCCCUAUGCCCUCGACACGGUCGGCCUCGUCACCUCGGCCCUGACUCACGGCAUCCGCGCCUUCGAUACCUCGCCGUACUAUGGCCCGUCGGAGCAGCUGCUGGGCGAUGCCCUCGCCACGCCCUUUGUGCGCGAGACAUUUCCCCGCAACUCGUACAUGAUCCUGACAAAGGUCGGCCGCAUUGCCGGCGACGAGUUCGACUACAGCGCCGAAUGGGUGCGCUACAGCGUGCGCCGCAGCCUCGCCCGCAUGCACACCGACUACCUGGACCUGGUCUACUGA